This is a messenger RNA of Ictalurus punctatus (channel catfish), 3941 nucleotides long. RefSeq names its product oxysterol binding protein-like 1A (gene osbpl1a). Gene Ontology annotation, molecular function: protein binding; cholesterol binding. Bases 142 to 3051 code for a protein of 969 amino acids. Lineage: Eukaryota; Metazoa; Chordata; Actinopteri; Siluriformes; Ictaluridae. Gene Ontology annotation, cellular component: cytosol; membrane; intracellular membrane-bounded organelle. The transcript is spliced from 30 exons. The record is from RefSeq and is a predicted model, not a curated record.
UAUAUAUAUAUAUAUAUAUAUAUAUAUAUAUAUAUAUAUUUUUUUUUUUUUUUCUCACUACGAUGCAUCACUUUGGGUGGGAAAGGAAAGCCGUGUGUUAAAGCACACACUGCGAGAAAUCCAGAUUCAAGAAAAUAAGUAAUGGAGGAGCUGGAUCCAGAAGAGCAUUUUCUCCGGGAUGCGAGAAAUGGGAACUUGCCAGGAAUUCAAAGCCUUUUGAUGUCUAAAAUAAAAGAAGAAACUAAAUUUGACAUCAACUGUAAAGGCAAGAACAGGUCAAAUUUUGGAUGGACUGCUCUUCAUCUGUCAUGCUAUUUUGGACACAAGGAUGUGGUGGAGGAAUUGCUAAAGGCUGGAGCAGAUGCCAAUCUGACAAACAAUGUAGGAGACACACCACUCCAUAAAGCAGCAUUCACAGGACGACAGGAGGUGGUGAUGCUGCUGCUUCAGUAUGAUGCCUGUCCUUCGGUCAUUAACGGCUCGGCUCAGAUUCCCAAAGACAUCACGCACGAUGAGGAGAUCAGGAGCAUGCUAGAGGCGGCAGAGCGAACUGAAGAGAGGAAGUUGGAGGAGCAGAUGUUAGAAGCAGCUCGAGAAGGAGCCACAACUACCCUGUUAAAACUGCUGAACAGGGAGAAACCUCCAAACAUCAACUGCACAGACCUGCUGGGUAACACGCCAUUACACUGUGCUGCAUACAGAGGCCAGAAACACUGUGCAGUUAAACUGCUGCAGAACGGAGCCAGCCCCAACAUCAAGAACAAGAACGGUCAGACUGUGUUUGAUCUUGCAAAGGACACAGAGAUGAGGCAGAUCCUGGAGGGCAGUUUGAUGAAAGGUCUGAGGCGUUAUGUUCAGAUGUUUGAUGGUCCACUUUGGAAGAGCACCAGGUUCUUUGGCUGGCGUUCCUGCUGGGUCGUUCUUCAAGAUGGAGUUUUGUCAUGGUAUUCAAAACAGUCUGAUGCUGCAUCCAACAGUCAGAGUAAAGGCUGCAAAGCCCUGACCCAGGCCCAAUGUAGUACUAAAGACAGCUGCUACUUUACAGUCAAGUGCUUUGAUGACAGCGUCCAUUAUUUUAAAGUCUCACCCAAAGGUGACCCAGAAACCACCAGAAAAAAAUGGUUGGACGCUAUCGAGGCGCACUCGGCAUUCAGCACUCAUUACUGCUCGCAGGAUCAGGACAGCGAGGAAGACGAGGAUGAGGUGAUAUCACUGGGCGAGCUGAUGGAGUCUCUGCAGCAGGCUGAGGUGUGUCAUGGGAAGUUGGAAUCUGAGGUGCUGUCCCUCCUCUCCAUGGUGAAAGAGGAUUUACUCGGUGAAGGCCUUCCAGUGGCUGUGCUGCAGAAGCUCAGAAUGGUGUGUGAGGCAUCCAGCAAGACCUGUACAUCUCUCCGUCAGUGUCUCGACUUGUUCUCCAAACAAGAGGGGACACGCAGUCUGAAGCUGGAACAGGAAGUGGAGAAGAAUAAGAUCCUGUCGGAGGCUCUGCAGACUUUGGCUACAGAGCACCAUGAGCUGGAGCGGUCUGUGGUUCGAUGCUCAUCUCCCCGCAGUGCCAUUCUCAGCGAGGACGACUUCUAUGAUGCCCUUUCCUAUUCCGACUCUGAGCAUUCGCAUAACUGCCUAGAGUUGAGCUGCUCGUUCAAGGAAGGGGACGAGGGCAGGUCAGAGCUCUAUUAUAGUGUGCCGAGUUGUCUCACCGGAGGGACGAUGUCCCAGGAGGAUUGGCGUGGUGAUGAGGAGGAUGAAGGAGCCAAACCCAAUGGAACCAAAAAACACAGGACAAGUUUGCCGGCACCCAUGUUUUCCAGAAACAACUUCAGCAUCUGGAGCAUACUGAGAAAGUGCAUUGGAAUGGAGCUGUCUAAGAUCACCAUGCCAGUCAUCUUCAACGAGCCACUCAGCUUCUUACAGAGACUCACAGAGUACAUGGAGCACACUUAUCUCAUCCAGCAGGCUAACGACUCCACUGACCCCAUCGAGAGAAUGAAGUGUGUAGCAGCAUUUGCAGUGUCUGCAGUGGCGUCUCAGUGGGAGAGGACUGGGAAGCCCUUUAAUCCCCUGCUGGGGGAGACGUAUGAGCUCGUCAGAGAGGAUUUGGGCUUCCGGGUGAUCUCGGAGCAGGUGAGUCACCAUCCUCCAGUUAGUGCUUUCCACGCUGAGGGCCUAGAAAAAGACUUUGUUUUCCACGGGUCCAUCUACCCCAAGCUGAAGUUCUGGGGUAAAAGUGUGGAGGCCGAGCCAAAAGGCAUCAUGACUCUGGAGCUUCCUAAAUGUAAUGAGGCAUAUACAUGGACAAACCCGACAUGCUGCGUUCACAACAUCAUCGUGGGGCAGCUUUGGAUUGAACAGUACGGUAACGUGGAGGUGAUCAACCACAGAACUGGAGAGAAGUGCUGUCUCAGCUUCAAACCUUGUGGUCUUUUUGGCAAAGAGCUGCACAAAGUAGAGGGCUACAUUCUUGACAAAAGCAAGAAGAAAGUGUGCGUUUUGUAUGGGAAGUGGACGGAGUGCAUGUACGCAGUGGAUCCGGCAACGUUUGAGGCUCACAAGAAGAACGAUAAGGCCACAGAUGGGAAGAAAAACAGUAAAGAGGGGUCCAGUGCUGAGUCUGAGGAAAGCGAACAACCAGGCGGUGACUCGGUGGAGGAGAUUCCAGGCAGCCAGUUACUUUGGAAAAUCAAACCACGACCAGCCAACUCCGCUCAGAUGUACAGUUUCACAUCAUUCGCCAUGCAGCUAAACGAGCUGGAUGAAGACAUUGAAGCUGUAAUUCCCAAAACCGACUGCAGACUGAGACCCGACAUCCGCGCCAUGGAAAAUGGAGACAUUGAUUUAGCAAGUGAGGAGAAAAAGAGGCUGGAGGAAAAGCAGAGAGCAGCACGCAAGAGCCGAGCCAAGUCAGACAUGGACUGGAAGACAAGAGGCUCCGCCUCUGGCCCCAGCAGGUGGUUUCAUCAGGGUCCAAACCCUCAUACCAACUCUCCGGACUGGCUCUUCUCCACCUCUUACUGGAACCGAGAUUACUCCCAAGUGCCUGAUAUUUACUGAGACGACCUACGAUAUCGUAAAGCUAGGCCACGUGGGAUAUUUGUGUGAUAAACUUGUUUCUUAAAUGGAACAAUUUUAUCAUACCUGCAAGUUCCCUUUAUAUUAUUAUUAUUAUUGGGAUUUUUUUUUUAAAGGAAAAUGUUCUUACUUAAUUCUUCAUGCACAUAAAUGAUAAGGGUGGAGUAAUUUGAUUCAGUAAUGUAAAGUCAAUCAUAUGAUGGGUUACUCAAGCUACCCUAAUAUGAAAAAAGUAAUAAGAAUUAUAAUUGAGGAUAGAAAUGAUUUUGUGUGUGUGUGUGUGUGUGUGUCAUUGGACAAUCAUCCAAUUUUCUAAACAAUUAGAACACAAGUACACUGCUAGUUUUUAAUUAUGUACUAAACUUUAUAUUAUUUAUUUCAGAGCUCUUUUUAUGCUUUACUUUUUCACUAAUGCACUGAAUAUUUUACAGUAAUAUUUGCUACAGAUGUGUGGCUUUACACAUGUUUCUUCAGCUUGGAUUUCAUUUUUUCUCAAUAACGACGAGACGAUACUGUUUUCAUCAUCUCGUGAUGUGUAGUAACUCAUUAUGGUGUGUGUGUGUGUGCGUGUGCGUGUGCGUGCGUGUGAGCAUGUAUGAGAGUGAGAAAGAGUUAUUCCUAUUCUUGAAAACCUAAUAAUGUGAAAUAUUACUCUACGAUAAGCAGAUUAUAUUUAACUCAGUUGGUUUAAGGCUGCUGUUUAUUUUAUAGUUAUUCCAGAAUUAUGUAAAUUAUUAUUUCCCUUUGUUUUGUGUACACACAAAGUUGUAUAGCUGGAUUUACUGGCCUGCUGAAUAAAACCCUUAGCAGACCCACAAGCAGGUUUUCGUCAUUAAGGUCACACCAGUGAAAAAUAAAACAUUUAAAACAUA